Molecule: messenger RNA, 3425 nt
Organism: Octodon degus (degu)
Lineage: Eukaryota; Metazoa; Chordata; Mammalia; Rodentia; Octodontidae
Gene: Apbb1ip
Product: amyloid beta precursor protein binding family B member 1 interacting protein
Exons: 14
Coding region: 343-2304 (653 amino acids)
Biological process (GO): signal transduction
Cellular component (GO): cytosol; plasma membrane
Source: RefSeq, a predicted model, not a curated record
AGGCUGAGGCAAACGUUUAAGAAGAGCCUUGCAAAAUACAGCGGCCUCUCCAAGUCGCCGAGCUGCUCCUGGGCCCCGGGCGCCGAGACCGCCGGACGAGCGCAGAGAGCGGAGCGCGGGAAAGCAGGCGCGGGCUCCGCCGCGGGGGAAAGGCGCGCUCGGACGGCGCAGAGGAGGAGAGCGUGGGAGAGGCGCAGGGCGCCGGCGCGCCGCAGGCCCGGCCGCCCACCCAGGGCCCCCCGUGUGCCCCCGAACCCCGCGCCGCGUGGAGCGGGUGACCCCACAGCCUCUUCCUGCUCCCUGCAGCACCGGACCGCGCGAGCGCCCAGCAGAGCCGUCGAGAUGGGUGAAUCAAAUGAUGACAUAGACCAAAUGUUCAGCACUUUGCUGGGAGAGAUGGAUCUUCUAACACAGAGUUUGGGAGUGGACACUCUUCCUCCUCCUGACCCUAAAACUCCCAGGGCUGAAUUUAACUACAGUGUGGGUUUUAAGGAUUUAAAUGAGUCCCUAAACGCACUGGAAGACCAAGAUUUAGAUGCUCUCAUGGCUGAUCUGAUAGCAGACAUAAGUGAAGCCGAACAGCAGACAGUCCAGACACAGAAAGAGUUUUCUCAAAAUCAAAAUUAUUCAGCAUCUCUGGAAGCUUCAAAUUUCAGGGGCACCGCCUCUGUGGGUUAUGGAGCAGAUGUCCCUGCAGUUAGCAUCAGCCAAUAUGAGGAUGAGUUACCACCUCCACCGCCCGAUCCCAUGUUAGACCUUCCGCCGUCUCCACCACCUCCCAAACCUCUCUCUAAGGAGGAAGAAGAGGCCCAAGCCAAGGCUGAUAAGAUUAAGCUAGCGCUGGAGAAACUGAAGGAGGCCAAGGUUAAGAAGCUUGUGGUCAAGGUUCACAUGAAUGACAACAGCUCCAAGUCAUUGAUGGUGGACGAACGACAGUUGGCCCGAGAUGUUCUGGACAAUCUUUUUGAAAAAACUCAUUGUGACUACAAUGUGGACUGGUGCCUUUAUGAAAUAUACCCAGAGCUACAGAUUGAAAGGAUUUUUGAAGAUCAUGAAAAUGUUGUUGAGGUCUUAUCAGACUGGACAAGAGACACAGAAAAUAAAGUACUUUUUUUGGAGAAAGAGGAAAAAUAUGCCAUAUUUAAAAACCCCCAGAAUUUUUACUUGGAUAACAAAGGAGCAAAAGAAGGCAAGAAAACCACUGAGAAAAUGAAUGCUAAGACGAAGGAAUCCUUACUUGAGGAAAGUUUCUGUGGAACUUCCAUCAUUGUACCAGAACUUGAAGGAGCUCUUUAUCUGAAAGAAGAUGGAAAGAAAACCUGGAAAAGGCGCUAUUUUCUUUUACGAGCUUCUGGAAUUUAUUAUGUACCGAAAGGAAAGACAAAGACGUCCCGAGAUCUGGCUUGUUUUAUACAGUUUGAAAAUGUCAACGUUUACUAUGGGAUUCAGUACAAAAUGAAAUACAAAGCCCCUACUGACUAUUGCUUAGUUUUAAAGCACCCCCAAAUUCAGAAGGAGUCACAGUACAUCAAGUACCUUUGCUGUGACGAUGCCACAACUCUCAACCAGUGGGUCAUGGGAAUAAGGAUCGCCAAGUACGGAAAGACCCUGUAUGAUAACUAUCAGCGGGCUGUGGCAAGAGCUGGACUUGCCUCUCGGUGGACAAACCUGAGUACUGCCAAUACAGCUCCACCAGGUUCUCCUUCCACAGGACUGAAGACAGGCAGCACCCAGUCCAAUGGUCAGAUUCCCCAGGCUGCACCUCAAGCCAGCACUGUUUUCCAAGAGGCCCAGAGACAGGCUGAAGCAGCCAAGGACAAGCCAGCCCACCUUCCCCACGACCCGGGAGCGCCCCGGGCUCAGCAGCUGCGCAAGCCCGGCCCACCGACGCCGCCUGCGCACCGCUCCUCCGAGCCCGGCACGGACCCGCCCCCGCCGCCUAAGGCCACGCCCCCGAUGCCCAGGGCCACGCCCCCGCACUUUGACCUCUCGCCACCGCCCGAAGAUCUCCUGCUGCCCCCGCCCCCGCCCCCGCCCCCGCCCCCGCCGCCCGAGGACGAGGACGAGGUGCUGCCGCCGCCGCCGCCGCCGCCGCCGUCGGAGUUCUCGGACGCGCCCCCGGACUUCGUGCCGCCACCGCCACCGCCUCCCUUCGCUGCGCCCAGAGCGCCCCCUACCGGCGGCGUCAAGAGGCCGCCCGCGCUGCCUAGGAGAUCGGAGAACCCUGGCCCGGCCAGCGGGGAGCAGGACUUCAUGUCAGACCUCAUGAAGGCCCUGCAGAAGAAAAGGGGCCAACUGCCGUAGGACACAGCCCAGGACACGCUCGGAGCGCCAGGGUGAAAACGGUGCAAGCCAGCUCUCCGCCUGCGCCCCCACGUCCUGGCCGUUAACUCUGGGAAUGUAGACUGCCCGACCAAGUGUCCGUACCUCGGCCAUGUACUGUCGCCUGGAUGGGACUCACUGUCCCCCAGGUCAACUAAAAUGAUGUUUCAGCUCCUUUUUAUUAUGUCCGGAAGCCUCAAAUUAAUAAAAAUUGAAAAUUUUCUGAAGAUGGUACUUCUAGAGAUUUCUUUUGUACAAAUUGUGUUCAUUACGAAUACUAUAAUUUGACUUUCUGAAAAUAACUUUCAAAGUCUAACAUCUUAAGUCUUGUUGACCUUAGAUGUUUUCCAUCUCUCAUGUCCUUUUUGUUGUGUGUUUCCUUUGUUAAUUUGGUUUCUGAGACAGGGUCUUGCUAUAUAAUGUAGGCUGGCCUGGAAUUCACAGCGAUCCUCCUGCCUGAGCCUACCGAGUGCUGCAAUUACAGCACGGCUUUGCCUUGAUGUUCAAAUUUUCCACAAAAGUCAAAACAUGAAAAAGGAAAAGGCAGAAUAUAUAUAUUCAGUUUCUUUAAGAUCUGUGACUUGAUUAAUCGUUACCUGGCUCCAAAAGUUUGAUUUUGCUUUUAUAAUAGAUGAAUGUUAUAUAUGCUUUGAAAAAAGUUACUUAGCUUUUGAAUUUUCUAGUAUUACAAGUGCUAUAAAUAUCUUUUAAGUAAAAGUGUAUAUUGUCCUCCUAGAAUGUUUUCUAUCAGAGAUAAGUUUAAUGCCCAAUUUUAAUAGUCAGUGUGCCCUGGGUUCCUGUUAUUUGAAUCUGUGUUCUCUAAUUGAUUCUGAUAAGCCUUUUAAAUUUUCUUAAUUUCAUUUCUAUGGUUCUGUUUUUGUAUUUCAUUAUAAGACUCCUCAAACUCUUGAAGUAAACAUAAACUAAAUUUAAAAUAAUGUAUUUUUUUAAUUAAAGAUGAUGAUUUUGUGUUUUAACAUAUGGGAGAAAAAGUGAGCCCUAAACUGCUGAAUAACAAGAUAAAUUUAGCUUUAAAGACAAAAUAUUAAGUAACUAAACUUGGUAAGUUAAGCCUGCAGGGAGAGAAGGAAAUAGCUGGAAAG